Molecule: messenger RNA, 1675 nt
Organism: Daphnia carinata
Lineage: Eukaryota; Metazoa; Arthropoda; Branchiopoda; Diplostraca; Daphniidae
Gene: Es2
Product: splicing factor ESS-2 homolog
Exons: 4
Coding region: 82-1545 (487 amino acids)
Cellular component (GO): catalytic step 2 spliceosome
Source: RefSeq, a predicted model, not a curated record
UUGGCUAUGCAGAGUAGCUCGACGUUUCGACAUCAUUUUCAGAACGUUUUUUUAUUGUAUUUAGUUAGUAUUUCUUAAAAAAUGGCAGAGCUUAACACAACAGAGAAAAGUUUAGCAGUUAUACCGCCCAAGAAAGAAGUGACGCUUUUCAAAGUUCCUUCAUCAGCUCCAGCCCCGAGAAAGAAAAAGAAAGUUCUUGAUGAAGAUGAUUACGUUCGCAAAUUGGAAUCUAUCAUUCAGCGGGAUUUUUUCCCUGAUCUAACCAAACUUCAAGUCCAGGCCGCUUAUUUAGAAGCCAUGGAAACCAAUGAUAUAGUUAAGCUGAGAGAAAUUUAUGAGAAGUACAGCGUAGGCCCUGGUGUCCAUGAUUCACGCAGGGGACAUGCCACACCAUCAUCUACCUUUGAAACACCUACAAGAGAUUUCCAAGACAAUGUGUCUGUGCACAGUUCAUCAACAAACACAUCCAAAAGGACAACUGUAGAAGUCCAAGAAAGUUUGGACGAAUUUCUAUUUAAAAAUACGAGUGAAGAUAACGAAAGCUUUGAAGAAAUGAUGGAUGAAGCCAAGAGGAAGCACAGACUAAAGUAUUCCUGGCUGUAUGAUGUAGAAGACGAUAGCAAGUCAAAGCAAGAAUCAAUGUUGGCAUUACCAUCAAUCGAAAAACAGGCAAUUGAGGAUUCUAAGCCAGCCUUGGUUGAGACCUGGAAUUAUAGAGUUAAAAACUCUAUUAUGUAUGUUCCAGAAGGAGCACCAUAUACCUUGGAAGAAAGGGUGAAAUAUGCCCUUGAUAAAGACCACAUUCAACACUGUAAUACCCAUUACCAGUCAAACCCCUUUGACGAGUCGCGCAACAGGGAAACAUUGCAUAAAGCUGCCCAGCUGCAGACCAAUACAAGACAGGGUCACGUUGACGUUGACGGAAAAGAAAUCAAAUCAAACGCGCCUCCAACCGUUAAUGGUUUUGAGUUCAUGAAAACUCCAUCCCCUGUACCUGGCGUGGGUGCAUCCCCGCUUAUGACAUGGGGAGAGAUUGAAGGAACUCCAUUUCGCUUAGACGGCUCAGAUACUCCGCUUCCAUCUUCCUCCGCUGGCGUCGGCGCUUUCCAGUUGCAACCCGUGUCUGAAAGAGACAGGAUCGGCCACAAAUUGGCUGAGAAGGUUGGUCAAGGAUAUCGAGAUCGGCGUGGAAGGAGUCGACCAUCUGCUGCUUCAAUGGCGUCCCCACGUUCUUGUAGCGGGACCCCUUCCAAAACUGCUGGGACUUUGAGUCAGAGGAUCGCUCUCAUGUCUCCGGCUGCACGGCGCUUGGCUACAUCAAGGCUAGGAAUCCGUCUCAGCAGUGAUCCCGCUUUACAAGCAUCCUACACCCCCCGACACCGCACAGGAGAAGAGACGCCUACUCCUAUCCAAGGCAGAACACCGUCAACUCCUUCAUACGGGACACCUCGCUCUUCGCCAUUUAUUAGAUCUCGGGGUUCCAGUGCUAACCUAACAGACAAUCUUCUCCAAUUACCAAAGCGCAAGGCCGAAGAUUUUUUCUGACCAGUUGCAAGCUGACAAAUGAUGGAUGUUUUGUUGCGUUUUCCGUUUCCCCUGGAUACAGUGUUGAACAACAGCACUGUUGAUGUGAACUUCUUAAAAUCUUUGCAAACAAUACAAAUGGCAAAAGUAA